GUUGCAUGUUUUGAAGGGAGGGACACUUUCAAACUCAAAAGUCCAAUGAAAGAGAUGCGUCGUUUUCCAUAUGAGGGAUAAACUCCAAAUCAACUAACCACUCAUUCCGCCAUCAAAGCACCUCAAAUCCCCAAACCCACGUCCACCGGAGACAUGAACAGCCUACUCCAAAAUUCCGAGACCCAACCCACCGCGCCCGCCGAAACAAGAACACGAAUCUCCGAAUGGGUUACACAAACCGUCGACGGAUCCACCGUCCACGGCGUCGAAAACGAGCUUCUAGUUCUACAGAAAAUGCUCGACAUACCACCUAUCAGCGGCGGCGGAAACGGCUUCAGAGCAAUCGGAAUCAUCGGAGUACGAGGUAUCGGAAAGUCAACAAUUUCUCGAGCCUUUCUCCAAAACCCAGAAGUAAAAUCCAAGUUCCUCCCCAGAAUUUGGAUCUCAAUGUCGGAAAAUUUCACAGAAGACGCCGAUCCCAAAAUCGCUCUUCUGAAGAGAAUCCUAAUCUCUCUCGGAGUUGACACGAAGUUUCCCGGUGGCGAAACACUCGGCAGCCUCCUCUACGCUCUCCGACUUCAACUGAGAGGGAAACGGUAUCUGAUUGUACUGGAUGAUGUUCAAGAGUUUAAAACAGAGGAAGAACAGAAUGAUUGGUACUGGGAUUUGAAUUCUUGUGAGAAAAAUGGGGAGAAAUUAAGAGAUGGGUUUCCGAAAGGGAAUGGAGGAGCUGUGAUUUUGACGAGUAGAAGUGAGAAAGCUGCAAAAGCUAUGGUAGGAGAGGGAAAUUUGAGGUGUUUGGUUCCUCAUAAAGACCCAGAAAGUUUCUGGGAAAUUUUCCGGCAAGAAGUUGUGAAAGAUGGAAUUUCGAUCCCUGAUGAAAUCCUGAACUUCAAGGAAUUGAAAGUGAAAUUGCUGAAGAAAUGUGGUGGACUUCCGUUGAUCGCUAAGAUGAUGGGAGAGAUUCAAUUCAAAAAAGAACUAGAAAAGAAGAAAAAUACAGAACAACAACGACGAGAAGAAGAAGAUCGAUGAUUAAAAUUAGCAAUCAAUUUCUUUUAUAUCUUUGUUGAACUAAAAUUUUUCAUGUUUGUAUGUUUCUUAAACUACCACUUUCCCUCUGUUGUUGUUAGUUUGAUUAAAGAUUUCUUAACCAAAUGAUAAUUUGUUGUUAAUGAAUCAUAAAUCUUAAAUAAU
Messenger RNA from Cucumis sativus (cucumber), 1197 nucleotides. Its product is annotated as probable disease resistance protein At4g19060. Lineage: Eukaryota; Viridiplantae; Streptophyta; Magnoliopsida; Cucurbitales; Cucurbitaceae. Gene Ontology annotation, biological process: defense response to other organism. The transcript has a single exon. The record is from RefSeq and is a predicted model, not a curated record. Bases 154 to 1035 code for a protein of 293 amino acids. Gene Ontology annotation, molecular function: ADP binding.